This is a messenger RNA of Stylophora pistillata, 624 nucleotides long. RefSeq lists its product as uncharacterized. The record is from RefSeq and is a predicted model, not a curated record. Lineage: Eukaryota; Metazoa; Cnidaria; Anthozoa; Scleractinia; Pocilloporidae.
AUGAAACACCACGAUAAGUCAUUCAACUUACUACUGCUUGUUGUUGACCCAGUAUCCUUAGACGAGAUUGGCUUGAACAGCUGUAAACGAGCCUCAGUCCAAGAACUCGAACACAAAUAUUCAGUUCUUUGGAAACCAGACCUAGUACAAGUCACAAGACUUAAAGCAAAGAUCAAUGUUCCCGAGAGCGUGACACCCAAGUUCUUCAAACCACGUCUAGUUUCAUAUGCCAUCAGAUACCAAGUUAAUGAAGAGUUGCAGAGGUUGGAAAAAGAAGGAGUGAUCGAACCAGUGCAGUUUGCAGAGUGGGCAGCUGCAGCUGUAUCCGUUCAAAAAACGAAUGGCCAAAUCUGUUUAUGUCGUGAUUACAGACUCACUAUUAACUGUGGCAUUCACACUGUCCAGUGCCCUUUUCCCAGGAGAGAGGAUCUCUAUGCGAAACUAUCAGGUGGUCAAAAGUUCACAAAACUCGACCUCAGCAGUGCUUUCUUACAGGUUCCACUUAAGAAGAUUCACGAAAUUACACUACAACCAACACCCAAAGAGGUCCUUACCAGUACACAAGGCUUCCCUUUGGAAUCUCUUCAUCACUUUCAGUUUUCCAACGCAUCUUUGACAACAUGA